Boeremia exigua is the source of this 2231-nucleotide messenger RNA. RefSeq names its product malate synthase-like protein. Gene Ontology annotation, biological process: glyoxylate cycle. Gene Ontology annotation, cellular component: cytoplasm; peroxisomal matrix. Gene Ontology annotation, molecular function: malate synthase activity. Lineage: Eukaryota; Fungi; Ascomycota; Dothideomycetes; Pleosporales; Didymellaceae. The coding region runs from base 152 to 1783 and encodes 543 amino acids. The record is from RefSeq and is a predicted model, not a curated record. The transcript is spliced from 4 exons.
CGGCCCAGCUUUAAGAUGGGUGACGUUAGUAACGUGGAUUAUAUAGUCCAGCCUUCUCCGCAUGCAUACAUCAUCGCAGUCCUCACUUUCUGUACCUUACGCGUAAAUACUACUGCAUACACAUAAAGAUAAUUCAAAGGGUCAAUUCACAAUGGCAGCCAGUGCUGACUCUAUCCUCCGCGAGGUCAACAUCCUCGGCGAGCUGAAUGACUCCAACCGUCACAUUCUCAGCAAGGACGCUGCUGUGUUCCUUGCCCUCCUCCACCGCACAUUCAACAACCGCCGAAAGGAGCUCCUGCAAAGGAGAGUUCUUCGCCAGGCUGAGCUUGACAAGGGGAAUCUCCUCGACUUCCUACCGGAGACCAAGCACAUCCGCGACGAUCCCACAUGGAAGGGCGCACCACCGGCCCCUGGUCUCGUUGACCGCCGAGUAGAGAUUACUGGACCGACAGACCGCAAGAUGGUGGUCAACGCACUGAACUCCGAUGUUUGGACAUACAUGGCUGAUUUCGAAGAUUCUACCGCACCAACAUGGGACAACAUGAUCAAUGGUCAAGCCAACCUUUACGACGCCAUCCGCCGCAAGGUGGACUUCAAGCAAGGCGAGAAGGAGUACAAGCUCCGCACCGAUCGCACUCUACCCACACUCAUCGCCCGUGCCCGUGGGUGGCACCUUGAGGAGAAGCACUUCACCGUUGAUGGCGAGGCCAUCUCUGGUAGUCUGUUCGACUUCGGCCUGUACUUCUUCAACAACGCACAAGAACUCGUCAAGCGCGGUUUUGGUCCCUACUUCUACCUGCCCAAGAUGGAGUCGCAUCUUGAGGCCAGGCUGUGGAAUGACGCAUUCAAUCUUGCUCAGGAUUACAUUGGCAUGCGCCGAGGAACCAUCCGUGGUACCGUACUGAUUGAGACCAUCCCCGCUGCCUUUGAGAUGGAUGAGAUCAUCUACGAGCUCCGAGAUCAUUCUUCUGGCCUGAACUGCGGACGCUGGGAUUACAUCUUCAACACUAUCAAGCGUUUCCGCCAGAACCCCAAUUUCAUCCUCCCCGACCGCGACGCCGUCACUAUGACAUCUCCCUUCAUGGAUGCGUACGUCAAGCUCCUCAUCAAGACCUGCCACAAGCGAGGUGUCCACGCCAUGGGUGGUAUGGCCGCACAAAUUCCCAUCAAGAACGACCAGCAAGCCAACGAUACCGCCAUGGCCAAAGUCAAGUCUGACAAGCUUCGUGAAGUGCGCGCCGGCCACGACGGUACUUGGGUUGCGCACCCUGCGCUCGCUAAAAUUGCUAGCGACGUCUUCAAUGAGCAUAUGCCUACGCCGAACCAAAUGCAUAUCCGCCGUGAGGAUGUCAGCAUUUCUGCUAACGACCUGCUCAACAUGAACGUUCCCGGAAAGGUUACUGAGGCUGGUAUUCGCCAGAACCUCGACAUUGGCCUCAGCUAUAUGGAGGCCUGGAUUCGCGGUGUCGGAUGUGUGCCCAUCAACUAUCUCAUGGAGGACGCUGCCACCGCCGAGGUUUCAAGGUCUCAGUUGUGGCAGUGGACAAGGCACGGCGUUAAGACUGCCGAGGGCCAGACCGUCACCAAGGACUACGCGCUCAAGCUGCUGAAGGAGCAGACUGAGAAGCUAAACCAGAAGGCGCCCAAGGGCAACAAGUUUCACGUGGCUGCGAAGUACUUUGAGACCCAGGUUACCGGCGAGGACUAUGCCGAGUUCCUUACAUCCCUGCUGUACAACGAGAUCACAAACGUAGGUUCCUCCAGGCCCGCCUCCAAGUUGUAGACACCAUUUCCUUGCCGUAACGAAUCUUCUUGUAGCUACCAUACCCACCAGCCCAGGUCCAAAGAUGGCCUGUAAGCACAGCAGAAUGCAAAAGCCUGAUUUAAUCAUUUACUGCGCUUGUUUAACUACGUUGUUGACGCUUCGCUCUCGCACUUGCACUUGUUAGCUGUAUCACAUGCUUGUCCGCGAGCUAACUCUUCACCAGCCGGGCGUGCCCACUCCCGCUGCAAAGCUGUGAGCACGUGACGUACCGAGUUACUGCGAGCCGAGGCACGGCGCGAUGGGCUGGUUGACCCAGGGAACUGGGUGGCGUGCGGGGAGCAUGAAAGCAUGGGUCGCUGCAUGUGAUUGACCCGCAUGAGCCUGAAGGAUUGCGAGGCAGGGUUUGCGAUUUACGAACUAGGGACAUUUUGAGCGUUCGUGUUCAUUCUUUAUUUAAAGACCGACU